CUGCUACAGUGACUUCCUGCUUCAGAUCAUUUGAGCUGUUGGGCGCAGCUCAGCAGGGAAAAGACGAGGCGAGCAAGAGAGGAAUCGGGGCAGUUUAAAGGGUAGAGGAGGGGAGGAAAAAGUUUGUGCCUGCAGCACAGUGACGGAUUGAGCAGGGGGCGGCAGCAGCCAGCGGUGGAGGGAAGGCACCGGAUCAGCAGCCAGGGAUCUGGGUAGAGCAAAGAGAGGAGCAGCAACAGCAGCUGGGAGAAGGGGGCUGGAGCGAGCAGCAGCGGGGGCGCAAAGCCAGGCGCGGGCAGGGAGCGGCGUGGGGGAGCCGAGCCCGGCUCCGGGCUGGGGCGGGAAUAGCUCAGGAGGGGCCGAGGCGGGCGGCGGCGCGAGUGGAAGCAGUAUCAGGGCUUAGCGCCGGGGGCCCGGCGGGGGAGGAUGCGGCUGAAGCUGGGCUUUCUGCUGCGCGCUGUGCUGCUGGCGGGCAGCUUCCUGGGGCUGCUGCUGCUCUGGUCCUCGCUGGCCCCCCGCGCCGAGGAGCCGAGCCCGCAGGGCAGGAUGCGGGAGGACAAAGAAGCUAAGAAUCCUGUGCCAGACAAAGGAAACCAUGGACUAGCUCCAGGAAAUGAGAAAUUCAAACCUGUGGUACCCUGGCCUCAUGUUGAAGGCAUGGAAGUGGACUUAGAAUCUAUUCGAAGAAAAAAUAAGGCCAAAAAUGAACUAGAACAUCAUGUUGGUGAUAACAAUCAGCAGAACAUCAUGGAGAGGCAAUAUCUCACAUUUAAGCCUCAGACAUUUACAUACCAUGAUCCUGUUUUACGACCUGCAGUCCUUGGUAAUUUUGAGCCCAAAGAACCUGAGCCUCAUGGAGUUGCUGGUGGUCCUGGAGAGGAAGGCAAGGCAUAUGUAUUAGGACCAGACUACAAAGAAUCCAUUCAAGCCAGCAUUAAAGAGUUUGGGUUUAAUAUGGUGGCAAGUGAUAUGAUCUCACUAGAUCGGAGCAUUAAUGACUUGCGUCAAGAAGAGUGCAAGUAUUGGCAUUAUGAUGAGAACCUGCUCACCUCCAGUGUUGUCAUUGUCUUCCAUAAUGAAGGAUGGUCCACACUCAUGAGGACAGUUCACAGUGUAAUAAAAAGGACACCAAGGAAAUACUUGGCAGAAAUUGUGAUGAUUGAUGAUUUCAGUAACAAAGCGCAUUUAAAAGAGAGACUAGACGAGUACAUUAAGCAGUGGAAUGGCCUUGUAAAGGUAUUUCGAAAUGAGAGGAGAGAAGGUUUAAUUCAAGCUAGAAGCAUUGGAGCUCAGAAGGCUAAACUUGGACAGGUUUUGAUUUACCUUGAUGCCCAUUGUGAGGUGGCAGUUAACUGGUAUGCACCACUUGUAGCUCCUAUAUCUAAGGACAGAACUACAUGUACUGUGCCUCUAAUAGAUUACAUAGAUGGGAAUGAUUAUUCCAUUGAGCCGCAGCAAGGUGGGGAUGAAGAUGGUUUUGCCAGAGGGGCCUGGGACUGGAGUUUGCUGUGGAAACGAAUUCCGUUAAGCCACAAGGAAAAGGCCAAAAGAAAGCAUAAAACUGAGCCUUAUCGGUCCCCUGCAAUGGCUGGUGGAUUAUUUGCCAUUGAACGUGAUUUCUUCUUUGAACUGGGUCUCUAUGACCCAGGUCUUCAAAUCUGGGGUGGUGAAAACUUUGAAAUUUCUUACAAGAUCUGGCAGUGUGGAGGGAAGCUCUUAUUUGUUCCUUGUUCUCGUGUUGGACACAUCUAUCGUCUCCAGGGUUGGCAAGGAAAUCCGCCCCCAGUGUACGUUGGGUCCUCUCCUACGCUGAAGAACUAUGUCAGAGUGGUGGAAGUUUGGUGGGAUGAGUACAAAGAUUACUUCUAUGCCAGUCGUCCAGAGACGAAAGCACUACCGUAUGGGGAUAUAUCUGAGCUGAAAAAGUUCCGUGAAGAUCACAACUGCAAAAGUUUUAAAUGGUUUAUGGAAGAAAUAGCCUAUGAUAUAACUUCACACUAUCCCUUACCAUCUAAAAAUGUGGACUGGGGAGAGAUCAGAGGCUUUGAAACUGCUUACUGCAUAGAUAGCAUGGGGCACACCAAUGGCGGCUUUGUAGAACUUGGACCAUGCCACAGAAUGGGAGGUAAUCAGCUUUUUCGAAUAAAUGAAGCUAAUCAACUAAUGCAGUAUGACCAGUGUUUGACUAAAGGACCUGAUGGAUCAAAAGUUAUGAUUACGCACUGUAAUCUAAAUGAAUACAAGGAAUGGCAAUACUUCAAGAAUCUACAUAGAUUUACCCAUAUUCCUUCAGGGAAGUGCUUAGAUCGCUCAGAGGUCUUACACCAAGUCUUCAUCACUGAAUGUGACUCCAGUAAAGCAACACAAAAAUGGGAAAUGAACAACAUUCUUAGUGUAUAGACAAAACAAACAAAAACCUGGCCUACUGAAACAUUAAUUUGUACAGGACUGAAAAUAACCUGAAAACUGCUGCAACUAUUAACUUUGUACAGCUGCAAGCCUGAAAUCUCCUGACUUGGAUGAAGGACAUAGAUGAACUGUGAUUUUACAAUAACAUUAUCAUCUGCAGUUAAUGUUUACAAAACUGCUUUUACCUUAAACUUUGUAGAUGUUUACAUCUUUUUGUUUUAAGAUGUUGGAGGUUUAAUGUGCUCUUAGCUAUGUUUUAUAGGAACAAAGUUAAAGGCACUGUGGUCUUCUUUGGGAUUUCACUCAGGGGUCUGAAGGCAGAUUUUUUACACACACUUGAAAAGGUUGGAGUACCCAGACUUUCAUAUAAUGUGGUGAUUAUCAACCUGUUGUAUCUUUUUAUUUUACAUCCUACCAAGCACUGCCACGGGUUAUUAGCCAGAGUGGCCUUCUUUCACAGUCAUGCUGCUUUUUUGGAAAGGUAGAUUUCAACAUUAGUGCCUCCUUCAUUUCUCUAUAUAUUUUACAAGAAAAACAUUUGAUGGAAUGUACAGUAUGGAUAUGUUGAUAAGUCAUAUUGACAAGGAUUAGUUGUACCACCCACAUAAUUACUGAAGACAAGUCUGUUUUGCCAAUCUGACUUCUGUAUUUACUACAUACUGGUAAGGCAAAUAAAGGUACAGACCACACCAGAAAUGCUGUAGGGGGUUCCAAAAAUAUUGUAAAAUGUCCCUUUUGCAGCUAGGUGCUGUAAUUUCAUUGGAACUUUAAGUAAGCUGAACCAGGUAUGCUGAGUAGCACUUGGAUGCACCUGCUAUAUUAGGCUUUGUCUACACUAGCACUUUAGUUGGUCCAAUGAGUGAAAAAAAAUCCCACCCCGGCUUACAUAAGUUUCACCAACAAAAGUUGAGCCCUUGCACCUCACAGGAUCAGACCCUGAAAGUAUUUGUUUUAGAACCAAAUUUUGCCCUCAAAUGCAGAUUAGUGUUCCAUGUAACGUCCACUGAAGUUAGAAAGGGUUGUGUGUCAUAUCUAAAGGCAGAAUUUGACCUUUAUAAAGCUAUCUAUCUAUGCAUAUUUUGGCAAUGAUUUGGGAUCUCCUCUGGCUUCUUUAAACUUCUCAGCUGUCCUUUAAAAGGUGUGAAAAAUAGAAUUAGAAAAUAAAGAGGGAGAAACUGGAAAAAGGAGAAUAAGAGUAUAGGUAACUUUAUUAUUUGUGUGUAUGAAAACUGACUCCAUUUUUUGUGUUGGGUAGAUUAAUCAUGUUACUAUGCAUUAGUGAAAGAAAGGUGGCAUAUAAAUUGUGCAGAUGUGUAUUUUAAAUGGGUAUUUUGUGCAAUUCAUUAAAAGAUACUGUAUGUGCAUAUGAAUCUGUAUCUGAAACUGCGAACUGCAAAACAUGAGAACAUCAGAAGCUGUUGCUGUAAUGACUUUUCCUAUUGUAGCCUGCUUGGGGGGGGGGGGGGGGGGGGGGAAAUGUCCCAUAUCUUGCUUUGUAAACUGAUAUCACUAUGCAUUUCUACACAUUUUAUAAAUUUGAUUUAUGCAGAUUUUGAUACACUGUAUGUUUCUGUAGAAAUUGUAUAAAUCUUCAAAAGUUUUAUUAGGGAUAAUAUUUGGGGAGCCGAUGUGCAUCUUAAUGCUGGAUUGCGUGUUUUCUAGGUGAGGAAAAUUAAAACAAAUAUUUUAACUUGU
Molecule: messenger RNA, 4104 nt
Organism: Gopherus flavomarginatus (Mexican gopher tortoise)
Lineage: Eukaryota; Metazoa; Chordata; Testudines; Testudinidae
Gene: GALNT7
Product: polypeptide N-acetylgalactosaminyltransferase 7
Exons: 12
Coding region: 427-2400 (657 amino acids)
Cellular component (GO): Golgi apparatus
Source: RefSeq, a predicted model, not a curated record